ACGCUGCUGAAGGGAGUCAAGAAAGGUGCAAGGAGAGGGGAGAAUAUGGAAGGGGGAAUCAUGACUCAGCCAUGACUAAGCGAUGCGUAUUGACACCUCAAAUGUCCUCAUGCAGGGUCGAUGUUCAACAUGUCAAAAUCGUACAAGGUAAUACUACUUGAAGAAGGGCUUCUUUUAUCAUUUGAUACCGAGUAUGUUCCGCACCCUUGGAUCAGAUCAGGUACAUGUCUGUCACUAUCAUCUCCUUUGAACCUCAAACCGAUGACCCAAAUCCUUUCUUUGGGCGCAAAGCACUAUCAGGAGCUUCCAGGAGUGCAUAGCGAACUAUGUCCUGAAGUGUUCCACUACGCUAUGUAUAAUUCCAAAAGUGACCUCUGAAAAGAAGUUACACAAUUUCAUUUUCAAUUUCCAUUCAACUUUCAAAUAAAUCCCUUUCAUCGAUUGUCCUCUGUUUAAGGUUUUGAGGCUGCCUGAAAUCUUGUCCCGCAGCAGCUGCCCCGCCACGCAAGUCCCAACGCGUCAUGGGACAUCCAAUCCGCCACACUCGACACCACAGCAUACUUGAUCACAGUAACACCACCAGGAACAAGAGAGACACAAAAUGACCUGAACUUCCAACUUUCUGCUCUUCAUCCAGAGCUUCAACAUACCGAUCAACAAUCCGCCAACUUUAAGAGUACGCAGCUGGGAUAACGACAAUGACGUCGUCAAAGAACCCCGCGCGAUCAGCAUCUCCAUCGAACAGCUUCUAUGCUAUGAGCGACGACGAGGAAGGCGACUAUAAUACCAUUACCCAUACGACCUCUGGCAGGGGGGUGAAGCUUCUCUAUUCAAAGAGCAAGGUUUAUAUCCACCCCACCCCCUCCGCAAAGGACAAUAUACCAGGGUAUAUUGCACUCCUUCAGCAGAAGCCAGCACCCGACUCUCGACCCACUUCAUCCUCCUCCCCAUCUUCGAGAGCGAAAGCGGCCUCUUCCCUCCUCCUUGCCUGGGUUCCCGAACAUUCCCUGGGCGAUGCUAGAGAUACAUACGUGAAGGUGGAUCUGGCAGAAGGCGACUCUCCUCCGAAACAAUCAUACCUCGUUCCACCUCCCCCGACCACGACUACACACUCGAGCUCGAUAGGACACUAUGCCUUCGCCAUUCCCGUCUCUGCAAUAUACAGUUUACUGGUUCGACCUCCGAGUCUUGGGUGGUGGUUCGGCAGCGUUAUCAUUAAUAGCAGGGCGGGGGAUUCUUUCCCGGCCCUCUUUUUCCACGAUUCAGAAUGUCAAUCUACAAUUCUACAAAAAAAGAAGCAUGCGAGGGAGAACUUCGAUCCCUUUGGUGCGAAUGGGGAGAUGUUCUGGGGCGGAGACGAGGUGCUGAGAUGGCUGAGGAGAUAUGUCGAGAUUGAGCGCAGUGGUGCGGAACCUAAUAUCUAUUUGAUCGAGCCCAGUCUGGAGGAUAAGGAGGCCUUCGGUGGAAAGCCAGUUACAGCUGCGUUGGUGAGGCCGACGAGCAGUGGAGCCAAUGUGACGGGAGCAGCCGGUUCGGGAGCUGCAUCGAGCUCGAGAGGUCCCAGAGAUGCAGCUAUGGAUCCAGUCACAAAGUUUGUCAAGGAGGCCGGAUGGAACCUGAUGGAGAAAUUCAGCAAGGUCACAACUUUUACAAGACGGACGGCAGAUUCGGUUAUCGACAACCCCAAGAUGCCACCACAGAUGAGGAGGCUGUUGAAGAACCCUGAGGUACAGACAUUACAGGAGGAAUUCGACAGUGCAAGGAUAUAUUUGGCAAGAUGGGCUAUGGGUAUUGCUGAGCAGAGUGAACGAGAUCGAAACCAGAGAAUAUGGACAGCCAGGGAUGUCCUGGAAAUGGAGGAGACUGAUGUCGGAGAAUUCGAGCUUCUGGAUACUGAAAUGGGAUCAUUGAGUAUGAAGGAGCAGCGGAAAACAGUCACUUUGAAGGAAUGGAAUAGCUACUUCGACCAGCGAACAGGAAGAUUACAAGUCACUGUUGACGAGGUCAAGGAGCGGAUAUUCCAUGGUGGGCUUGAUCCCGAGGAUGGUGUAAGAAAAGAGGCAUGGCUUUUCCUUCUCGAAGUCUACGAUUGGCAUUCCUCAGCCGAGGAACGCAAGAACGAGGCAGCUAAACUCCGGGACGAAUAUGUGAAGUUGAAGGGUGCAUGGUGGGAUAGAUUAAUUGAUCUUGGUGGAGAAGGAGAGGAGGGCGAAUGGUGGCGUGAGCAGAGAGGCCGAAUAGAGAAGGAUGUGCACCGAACAGAUCGUACAAUUCCGCUUUUCGCAGGAGAAGACACACCACAUCCGGAUCCGUCCUCGCCAUUUGCAGAUGUCGGAACCAACGUCCACCUGGAACAGAUGAAAGACAUGCUCUUGACCUAUAACGAGUACAAUCGCGACUUGGGUUAUGUCCAAGGAAUGUCUGAUCUUCUCGCCCCUAUCUAUGCCGUAAUGCAGGACGAUGCUAUCGCAUUCUGGGGAUUCCAACAUUUCAUGGACCGCAUGGAAAGAAACUUCCUCCGCGAUCAGAGUGGCAUGAGAAAGCAGCUUCUUACUCUGGAUAAUCUAGUCCAACUUAUGGAUCCCAAGUUGUACCUGCAUCUUCAAAGCGCCGACUCCACGAACUUUUUCUUCUUCUUCCGCAUGUUACUUGUCUGGUACAAGCGCGAGUUCCCAUGGCUAGAUAUCCUGCAUCUGUGGGAAGUGUUGUGGACGGACUACUUGAGCAGCGGAUUCCACCUCUUCAUUGCUCUUGCAAUCUUGGAAAAGCACAGAGAUGUGAUUAUGGAACACUUGCAACAUUUCGAUGAGGUGUUGAAAUAUGGUACGGUCGAAUCCUCCCUCCUGGUUCAGACAAUGAAGCUAAUUUGAAACAGUCAACGAGCUCUCCACCACAAUUGACCUAGAAUCAACACUUGUCCGCGCAGAAGCUCUCUAUCGCCGCUUUCAGCGCACUGUCGAAGCCAUUGAUAAGAAAUCCAACUUCCCAGCCCCGAAACUGCGACAGCGAAAUACAGCUUCGACACAGAAUGUAUCGCUCGGAGGCACGCAAUCAUUACGGCCAAGCUCACCUACCUCACCCUCGGCGAAUACCUCGGGUGUCGAUACUGUAAGUGCUGGCGGCACGAACAGUGACCCUCCAACAGGUGGUGAGAUUUCUGCAGGUACAGCGAAUCCAUCAACAGCAACUGCUGCGAAGGGUAAUUCGAAGGGUAAAGGAAAGGGAAGGGGCGAUGAGCGGAAGAGUGCCGAGCUGGAAGAUCAAAGACCUAAAGUCA
Molecule: messenger RNA, 3277 nt
Organism: Cadophora gregata
Lineage: Eukaryota; Fungi; Ascomycota; Leotiomycetes; Helotiales; Ploettnerulaceae
Gene: GYP7
Product: GTPase activating protein
Exons: 4
Coding region: 699-2870 (723 amino acids)
Biological process (GO): activation of GTPase activity
Molecular function (GO): GTPase activator activity
Source: RefSeq, a predicted model, not a curated record